UGAAGUUGUCAGACAGGCCAGCCCAGCAACUCUCUCUUCACAACUAGGCAGCUAGCAAGUUAGGUGACAGACGGUCACGGGAGGAGAGAUUUACAUGAUACAGCACCGCUAUGAAGGUCGUCCGUGUGUAGCUACAGUCGGUACGAGUUAGAGCUAACUUCGAGAUCUCAGAUAACAUUUCAAAGUAACCUGACAGUGAGGAAGCAAAGUGGAAACAACUCGCUAGCCUGCCAGCUAACCUUUAGCCUCCGAGCCUCCUUCAGCUUCAAACCUCUGUUCAGUCGAUUGGACUUGGAUCACACUCGUUUCAACCAUGCCUUUUCCUUUCGGGAAGUCACAGAAGAAUCCAGCUGAAAUAGUGCGGAGUCUGAAAGAGAAUGUGGCAUACAUGGAAAAGCUGGACGCUGGAGACAGCAAGAAGUGUGAAAAGGUUGCAGAGGAAGUGUCAAAAAAUCUGGCUACCCUGAAGGAGGUACUCUGUGGAACAGGUGACAAGGAGCCUCAGACCGAGGCAGUGGCUCAGCUCGCACAAGAGCUGUACAACACCAACCUCCUGAUUGCUCUCAUUGCAAAUUUGCAGAGGAUUGAUUUUGAGGGGAAGAAGGAUGUGGUUCAUUUGUUCAGUAAUAUUGUGAGACGUCAGAUUGGCACCAGAACACCCACGGUAGAAUACAUUUCUACACACCCUCAGAUCCUCUUCAUGCUUCUAAAAGGAUACGAGAGCGCAGAGGUGGCUCUGAACUGUGGAAUGAUGCUGAGAGAGUGCCUGCGUCACGAGCCUCUGGCACGGACGUUGCUCUUCUCUGAAGAGUUGUACUGCUUUUUCCGUUACGUGGAGCUCUCAACCUUUGACAUAGCCUCAGACGCUUUUGCCUCAUUCAAGGAUCUCCUCACAAGACACAAGAUUAUGUGUGCAGACUUCCUUGAGAAUAACUAUGACAGGGUGUUUACAGAAUACGAGAAACUCCUGCACUCUGACAACUACGUUACUAAACGACAGUCUUUGAAGCUCCUUGGGGAACUUCUCCUGGAUAGACACAACUUCACUGUCAUGACAAAGUACAUCAGUCGGGCAGAGAACUUGAAGCUGAUGAUGAACUUGCUAAGAGACAACAGCCGGAACAUCCAAUUUGAGGCGUUCCACGUCUUCAAGGUAUUUGUCGCAAACCCCAAUAAGACUCAGCCGGUGCUGGACAUACUGCUGAAGAACCAGACCAAGCUAGUGGAAUUCCUGAGCCACUUCCAGACAGACAGAUCCGAGGAUGAGCAGUUCUGUGACGAGAAGAACUAUCUGAUUAAGCAGAUCCGGGACCUGAAGAGGCCCGUGGCACCCGAGGAAGCUUAAGGCGGCAGGUGGUAGAGGUGGUGGCUGGUGCCGCAGAAGGUUAAAGUGAGAGAGUCUGACUGACAUGCUCCAUUAAGAUUUAAUGUUAACUACAAAAUAUAGGAAAAAAAAGUAAAUAUUACUUCCUUCACUUUCUGUUUUUAGCGUGGAUCUGGAGGUGAUUUCCAUCCAGAAACCUGAGUGGGCCAAGAACUGUUAUAUAAACCAUAGUGCUUCUUUAGUGGUAACAAAAUAUAUUUAGUCUAUUCUUGUAAUGUUGGACCUUAAACUGUUACCCUUCCACAUUGUUGCUGGCAGAGACCUUAGAAUGACAAACUUCACCCCAUUCACAGCCAACAUGAGCUCUGAGCUGUUCCUGAAAGGUUUUUUUUUUUUUUCAGAAACUUGUCUAUAUUUUAGAGAGUGAAAAACCGGGGAGAAGAAAAUAUAUUAUUUUUCUAACGUGUCUUGAUGGUAAACAGUAACUCUUUUCUCUGGCCAUUGCUUAGUCUAACUAAUUGCAUAGGUUUGGUUUAUUGCCUUAUUGUUCGCUGGUCUGUUGUACAGGGAAUUUAAUUAUCUUUAGAAAUACGGCUUCGGCACGGUGACGCGUGAAUCACAUUGGCCAGGUCAGCACAUAGUAGUUUUUUGGUGAUUAAUGUAUAGUUAGUAGGCCUUGGGUUGCGUGUGUGUGAGGUUACAGAGGUCAGAAAUGGUCCUGCAGUGCUGUACUCGCCAAUGCAUUAACUGACACAGGAAGAGAGAAAAUCAAAACCAUAGAGGAAUCAAUUUAUUGUGCUGUGAUUUUUUUUUUUUUGGCUCAGCGAGGCUUACAUGACUGAAAUAGAAACAAGGCAUCAGAUAAUGCUGCAGGGUACCUGCUAUCCAUUUACUAACAUGGACAGCCAGGAUAUACCAAUUGAUCUGACUGGGAGCACUCCAUUUCACCCUCACAUACUGAGCACAGAUGGCGCUGAUUCAUUUAAAACAAUGACUUCAACAAUUAAUUCAUGGGUUGAUAAACUAUUUAAUGUCUCCUUUUUUAAAGUAUAAGCACUGCUCAACUGAAGAAAUAACAUUGCAGUUUACUCUGAGGGGGUCGUCCAUGAAGAUGCAUCAUAAGUAUGUUAUACUGACAAAUAUUAUGUUCAUAUCAGAGCUUUGUUAUUUAAAAUGAGUUGACAGGUAGAAGAAACUUUUAGACUAAAUUCCCUUUUUAAUUUGAUACAUUCAACAUCUGCUUCACCUGACUUGGACAGACUGUAGUUGAACUAAAUCUGUCUAAUCUUGUGUAAACUAUCUUCUAUUUAUACAGUUAAGCCUCUACCAAAAAGAAACUAAGCUGGCAGAUGCUUCAACAAACUCACAUGAUUAGAAAAGUGUUACUUCAUUAUCUGAUAUGGUUGUAAUAUUA
This is a messenger RNA of Scomber scombrus (Atlantic mackerel), 2738 nucleotides long. RefSeq names its product calcium binding protein 39, like 1 (gene cab39l1). The coding region runs from base 314 to 1345 and encodes 343 amino acids. Lineage: Eukaryota; Metazoa; Chordata; Actinopteri; Scombriformes; Scombridae. The transcript is spliced from 9 exons. The record is from RefSeq and is a predicted model, not a curated record. Gene Ontology annotation, molecular function: protein serine/threonine kinase activator activity. Gene Ontology annotation, biological process: intracellular signal transduction.